GAGUCCGUUGUUUCACAGAGUCUUGUGCAAGUGCAAAUUCUAUUUUACAACACAAUUUUUUUCUAUCUAGUUAUUUUUUUUUCUGUUUCUUUUCAUUACAAUUUUUUGUUUGUUUUUGAUUGCUUGACAAAACAAAAAUUGCAUCUUUUGAAUUUCAAUUUUGUGUACUUUUUGUCUUCUUUCAAUAUUAUUGGUUUUGUGUUAUUUGUCAGCAGUGCACAUGGUUUUUGCUAGAUAAAACGUUUAUCAAGAGAAGAACAAAAACGCCAUAUGAUUCCAGAAAACUAAAGAUUGGUUAAACAACGAAUAAAAAGUGAUAUAUUUAUUUAUGCAUUUUUUUGAACUUUUUUUGAUUGUUAAUUAAGUGUUUUAUGUAAAGAAAAUUUAAAAAGUGAAAUAUACCUUAAAGACUGUUUAUAAGAACCAAACUUUUCUUUUUAAAAUUUAUUUUACAUUUUAAGUUAAGCAACAAAAUAAUGUAUAAACUGUUCAUAGUCUCCUGUCUAGUGAUUGCUUUGCAAAUAGUUAAAGCACAACAACAACAGUAUACCACACCAGUGCCAAUUCUAAAACAGAUCGAUAGACAAAAUUCCGAUGGUUCUUACACGUACGGAUAUGAAGCGGCAGAUAAAAGUUUUAAAAUUGAAACGAAAUAUCCCAAUGGGGAGGUGUAUGGUAAAUACGGCUAUGUCGACGAUCAGGGGAAUGUACGAGAAAUAGAGUAUGGAGCCACAAAAAGAGGUUUUGAACCAGCAGGCAGUGAUAUAAAUGUGCCACCACCUACCUUAACCAAUAGUAAGGCAACACCUUUGGGUCCCAAUGAAAUAGACGAUGGCCAGUAUCGUGAAAAUCCCGCCGAUUAUUAUAAAGGUCAAAAGUAUAAUCGUCCUGUGGCGGCCAGUAAAUUCUCUUUAGAUAACUAUCAACAGCCCAGACCACAACCAGCCUAUAACCCGGCUCCCGCCUAUAACCCUGCUCCCGCCUACAAUCCACCUUCCGUAUUUAAUCAUGCUCCUGCUUUUAGACCUCAAGCACCAGCUCCUGCUCCUCAACCUCAAUAUUAUAAUCCACCACCACCACCACCACCACCUGCACAGCCCCACUAUCAACCCAAUUACUAUCAACAACCUCAAGCACCCCGACCUCAAUAUAAUCCCUAUAAUCCCAGCAGUUCACCCAGUCACUUCCAUCCAGCCGUUAAAAGUCUUGAUAUUUGGAGCGGUUCCUAUAGUUUGGAUUAUACGGGUAGAAAGUAGAACUUGCGGAGCAGUAUUAAGCUGCAGCAGUUGUUGAAGAUGUGUCAAGAGAGUUUAGUUAUUUUAAGUGCAAAAGAAAUUUUAAACUUGUUAGAAGUAAAGAGUAUCCCUAGAUUGUCACCAUUUAAGACUAAAUGUUAAAAAUAAUUAAAUCAUUUUUUGUUUUAUGUAUAAAUAACGAUAUAAGCGAUAUAAAUAAAAAUAUAUAAUUUAUAAUAACGAUA
Molecule: messenger RNA, 1480 nt
Organism: Lucilia sericata (common green bottle fly)
Lineage: Eukaryota; Metazoa; Arthropoda; Insecta; Diptera; Calliphoridae
Gene: Cpr97Eb
Product: extensin
Exons: 3
Coding region: 477-1256 (259 amino acids)
Cellular component (GO): chitin-based extracellular matrix
Molecular function (GO): structural constituent of chitin-based larval cuticle
Source: RefSeq, a predicted model, not a curated record